Eruca vesicaria subsp. sativa (arugula) is the source of this 261-nucleotide messenger RNA. NCBI's taxonomy places the organism in Eukaryota, Viridiplantae, Streptophyta, Magnoliopsida, Brassicales, Brassicaceae. The record is from the annotation of a GenBank genome assembly.
AUGUUUCGUCUGUUCUGCUGUUUCAUCAGCUGCACCAAGAUAAGACCGUCUUCGCCUCAACCACAAGUGGUUGAAACGGGCAAGAAAAUUCCACCGUCUCCUCCUCCACCCAAAGGGGCGAAAAUGGAGAAGAAAAAGCCACGGCUGUCUCCGAGACUGCCAGUAAAGGCUUCAGGCCGUCGCAAACGCUAUGGAAAAGACGCUGGCGGUGUCGGAGGUUGCGGUGGUGGAUGUGGCGGUGGUGAAUGUGGGGGCGGCUGA